Aspergillus nidulans FGSC A4 is the source of this 1335-nucleotide messenger RNA. RefSeq lists its product as uncharacterized. The transcript is spliced from 3 exons. NCBI's taxonomy places the organism in Eukaryota, Fungi, Ascomycota, Eurotiomycetes, Eurotiales, Aspergillaceae. The record is from RefSeq and is a predicted model, not a curated record. Bases 1 to 1335 code for a protein of 444 amino acids.
AUGUCCUCCUUUUCGCUGGACGACUACCUCGACGACCUGUCGGACUACGGCUUCGAUUACUCCGACUUUGGUCUUGACGAUGAGGACUUCGACUACUCCGACUACCUGAACGAUGAUGACUUCGACUACUCCGACUAUGGCCUCGACGACGAAGACUUUGAUUUUGACUACUCCGACUAUCUCCCCUCAUCGACCAGCUCGGCUUCAUACCCUACCUCGACCAGCUACGAUUGGCUGUCCGGUGGUGACAGCGGUGAUGAUGGCGACAUCACGACCCCCAGCUCAUCUGACUACGACAUGAACCUGGACGGGACCCCUCCUAACGGAGAGGGCAGCACCAACGGCCUGCCCUCAAGCUUGGGCGGCGCGUUCGGGUCUGACUUCUCCAACCAGCAGGUCAGCGACUCGUGCGUCUCGGAGGUCGCAUUCAAGACCACAGCGCCAAAGGUAGAUCUCGCAUUUGACGUGAUCUUCCUUGUUCUCUUUAUCGCACUCGCUGUCUUUACUGUAAUCCGCCUCUUCAAGAUCAAGAGGAACGGUGGCGGCAUGGUGAAUUGGGUUCUGUUUCCGAUCUCUCUAUUCUUCACUAUCCUGUACCUCUUCCUCGACACGAUAACUCUCAUCCUCUCAGAAUGCGUCAUGAUGCGCGGCGACAAAUACUGGGAUGCCCAAACAGCUGUUCAGUGGUUCAGCAGGCUCGCCAUCUUCCUGCUGAUUGUCAUCAUCAUGCUCCCCAUCUGCCGCAAGCUCCAACAAGGAGGCGGCAUAUUCGCCACUCUGACCCUGGUUCUUCACUCUCUCUGGAUAGCCCUCACAGGCAUCUUCCUCAUCGUCAGCCUAGCACUCACCACCCGCGUCCGUGUCGGCGACCGAGACGGCUUCAAAUUGGAAAAGGCCUCCAAUGGCGUGACAAUGGCGUACUCCGUUUUCUUGUUUAUUGCUGCGUUGCUGGCCCUGGUGAACAUGGGCAUUGCGCUAGUGAAGAAGGCGAAUCUUCGGAAGGGACUUACCCUCAUUACCAUUCCAGUUCUCGCCCUCUCAACCUUGAUCCUUACCCUGAUUCUGAUGGGCGGGUUCGCGGACAAUGUCUACGGUAGUAAGAACCGCUCCGCCAAAUACUUCCAACAAUCUGGUGAUGCACAGACCUUCCUCGCGAGACUUUUCUAUGCCGUUUCUUUCGUCAGUGCACUUUUCGUUGCCGGUGCGAAUACCGCAAAUGAUGACGCUGCCCAAUCGGCGCCUUCUAUGACCCAGACCCCCAAGCCAGCAGAGUAUUAUCAGCCUCAGCCUCAACCUGUAACGACCGCUCCGGUGCCAGCACCGGCACAGCACUAG